UCGCUAUAGAAUACAUUAGUUGUGGAGAAAAACUGUGCUAACUUGGCAUCCCAAAGCGAAAAGCAGCACGAUCUGUAUGGCCCCGAGUAUUUCGAUGUCUUCUGUGUGCGCUGGUUUGAAAAGUGAAGACACUGCUUCACGUGUCAGUCUCGGCCAAAAGUGCGAGAUGCAGACGAACCUGAGCCCGUCGGUGGAGGACGUGCGGAAGACUAAAGUAGCGAUCCUGCCGUUCAGCGUGGAGGCUCUGAUGGCAGACCGGAAACCGAGCAGAGACAGCCAGCCAACCGCUGAAGCACCUAUCGCCGGGACGUCACACUCGCUCAGUCCUGGGAUGGGAUCUCUAUCAAGCGCGGAUGGGGUUGUUUCUCCUCUGGCCAUCGGAGCCUCUUUUUCAGUUGGAGGGAUUAUGAAAAUGCACGAAGACGCACUGGUUAAGGUGGAAAGCCCGGAGCAGCAGGACCGGACCUCGUGGAUGCAGAACCCUCGUUUCUCCCCAACCCCUCCAAGACGGCUCAGUCCUCCUGCGUGCCCUCUGAGAAAACACAAAACUAACCGAAAGCCUCGAACUCCAUUCACCACGUCCCAGCUGCUCGCGCUGGAGAGGAAGUUUCGCCAAAAGCAGUAUCUGUCCAUCGCGGAGCGCGCAGAGUUUUCUAGCUCGCUAAAUCUCACGGAGACGCAAGUGAAGAUCUGGUUUCAGAACCGGCGCGCCAAGGCCAAAAGGCUUCAGGAGGCGGAGUUGGAAAAACUGAAAAUGGCUGCCAAACCGAUGUUACCUCCAGCCUUCGGGAUUUCCUUCCCGCUCGGUGCCCACAUGCCCGGGUCCUACGGAGCCUCGCAUCCAUUCCAGAGACAUUCUAUGCCCGUGUCACCCGUUGGACUGUACGCAGCGCAUGUAGGAUACAGUAUGUAUCACUUAACAUAAGACUUGGGGUUAACCUCUUGUCCAAACUUCUUUCAGCUCGGUGAGACAGAUCUGCAGGAAUCUAAGUGGGACCUAUUGCAAGAAUUAAUCGAGCAACUUUCGUCACCGACUAACACUUCCAGCAGGCUGCGGAUGGAAGGCUUACAACCCUCUGGGCAACUUGUAUAGACAUUUCUUCGUUACCUUAUGUGCCAUGGUGGGGAGCCAAAAAACACAAUUUAACUGCCAAAGGCCUUUUUAUCUAGGCCUAUAUAAAUACUAAUUGUGAGCGCGAGUGACGAUAAGCAGCACGUAACAGUCCUAAAGGUAGGUUUUGGUUCUCCUCAUCAUUACAACGAGGACUGUAUGCACUCCAUUGUAUAAACAUCAUAUGCUUCUAUUUAUAUGCAUUCAUGGUAAUGCGUUUAUCAAUACCUAGUCAUUAAAAAAAGAUGCCGAAUCCGAAGACCAUAAACUUUAAGAAAUUAACAGCACUGACUGUUUCAGUGGUUCCCUUCGAAAGGGAUAUUAUGUACUGUAAAAGAUUGUAUAUUUGAAAAAAAAACAUUUAUAUUAUGAAUAUAUUUGUUGAAUAAAUUAAUAAUAAAUUG
Electrophorus electricus (electric eel) is the source of this 1515-nucleotide messenger RNA. RefSeq names its product muscle segment homeobox 1a (gene msx1a). Gene Ontology annotation, biological process: regulation of transcription by RNA polymerase II; embryonic morphogenesis. Gene Ontology annotation, cellular component: nucleus. Gene Ontology annotation, molecular function: RNA polymerase II transcription regulatory region sequence-specific DNA binding; DNA-binding transcription factor activity, RNA polymerase II-specific. Lineage: Eukaryota; Metazoa; Chordata; Actinopteri; Gymnotiformes; Gymnotidae. The record is from RefSeq and is a predicted model, not a curated record.